AUGUCGUUAUAUUGGCCCGAUAAUAAAUUUGAAAAUUCACUAUUUCGCACUAAUCGUAAUAAUUGGUUUCCACCUCUUGACUUUGUUGAAAAUGAAAAAGAAUUUGUUAUCCAUGCUGAAUUACCAGGUGUCACCAAAGAACAAGUUAAUGUCGAUGUUCGUGAAGACACGUUUGUUAUUUCCGGUGAAACCAAAAAGGAUGAAAAGUAUAAGGAAGGAGAUACCCACAUUCAAGAGCGUCGUUAUGGAAGUUUCACUCGUGCUAUCUCCCUUCCUCGAAACGUUAAAACUAAUGAUAUCACUGCUAAGUUUGAAAAUGGUAUUCUUGAGGUGAAACUUCCAAAGGAUGAAACUAAACCAUCUGGAAGAAAAAUUGAGAUUAAAUAA
Dentiscutata erythropus is the source of this 387-nucleotide messenger RNA. The record is from the annotation of a GenBank genome assembly. Lineage: Eukaryota; Fungi; Glomeromycota; Glomeromycetes; Diversisporales; Gigasporaceae.